AUGGCUCCCGUGCAGAGCAUCAUGGUGACCGUCCCGCCAGGGGUCACAGCAGGUCAGACGCUACAGGUGCAGACCCCAAUGGGCCUAGCCAGCUGUACGGUGCCCCCGGGCGUCCAACCAGGACAAACCUUCUCCUUCACACCUACGGCCGUGCCUCCACCGGUCAUCGUGCAAGCUCAGGCAGUAGAAGGGUGCCGUCUGAACUUUCAUGAGCAAUGA
This is a messenger RNA of Symbiodinium pilosum, 219 nucleotides long. The record is from the annotation of a GenBank genome assembly. Lineage: Eukaryota; Dinophyceae; Suessiales; Symbiodiniaceae.